This is a messenger RNA of Pogona vitticeps (central bearded dragon), 2025 nucleotides long. RefSeq names its product modulator of VRAC current 1 (gene MLC1). Gene Ontology annotation, cellular component: plasma membrane; cytoplasmic vesicle; endoplasmic reticulum. Gene Ontology annotation, biological process: regulation of response to osmotic stress. The record is from RefSeq and is a predicted model, not a curated record. Lineage: Eukaryota; Metazoa; Chordata; Lepidosauria; Squamata; Agamidae.
UCGCCCGCUUUUUAUCGGUUGCGCGGUUUGGCGCCCCGCCUCGCCCCACCCCUCAGACCCGCAACUCGACGCCUGCCCGGCCUGUGGGAGUUUGGAAAGAGAGGCGGAAAGGCCUGUGGGAGGCCAAGGGAGAGUGGGCUCUAGAAGCGGCUUUAGACCGCGCUUCUCGAAGUUGGCGUUCCCUAUUCUCUGGCUUAACUGAGGUUUUGCUGUGCUUUUGUUCUACGUAUGAAUAGACCUUGUUGCAAGCCAAAGUGUAAGAGCAAACUUUUCAAAGGCAGCAUGAAUCACUAAGCAGUGAGGCUAUAACAAAGUGUACCGACAACUCUGCUGACACAACUAUUCAAAGUUGACCAUUAACUUCCCAGUUUAAGCAUUAUGACAAAGGAAGACUCUUACAGGGAAGAAUUUAGUUAUGACAGAAUGCCAACUUUGGAGCGUGGAAAACAAGAGAGUGGAAAUUAUGUUCCAGAUAUUAAAUCUAGUGACCUUCAGCUAUCAAAGAGAUUUCAUCCUUGUUUUAGUUAUAGAACAUGGAUUUAUUCUUUACUGAUGGGGACUUGCAUACUUGUUACCUCUGGAUUUUCACUUUAUUUGGGGAAUGUUUUUCCAUCUGAAAUGGAUUACUUGCGGUGUGCAGCAGGUUCCUGUAUACCCUCAGCAGCAGUGAGUUUUGCCAUAGCCAGAAACAAAGUUAAUGUGAUACCCAAUUUUCAGAUUCUGUUCGUUUCUACAUUUGCGGUUACAACAACAUGUUUAGUUUGGUUUGGAUGCAAACUUGUGCUGAACCCUACAGCUAUAAAUAUUAAUUUCAACUUGAUUCUUCUAAUUCUACUGGAAAUUUUCAUGGCAACUACUGUAAUAAUAUCAGCAAGAUCUAAUGAGGAGUGCUGCAGAAGGAAGAAAACAUCUGUGUAUGAUAGUACCAGCACACUGAAGAGCAUCUGCUUUCCAGCAAGGAUCCUAAAAUCCUAUUCAGUAAUUGAAGUGAUUAUUGGAAUUUCUUCCGUGUUUGGUGGAAUAAUAGCUUUGAAUAUGGAUGUGUUAGUUUCCGGCCCAUAUCUUUCAGUAACAUUCUUUUGGAUCUUAGUGGCUUGUUUCCCCAGUGCCAUUGCAAGUCAUGUUGCUGCUGAAUAUCCAAGUAAAUGCUUGGUAGAAGUCCUGAUUGCCAUAAGCAGUGUUACAUCCCCAUUACUAUUCACAGCCUCAGGAUAUUUGUCCUUCAGCAUAAUGCGUGUUGUUGAUAUCUGUAGAAACUAUCCACCAACAGUUAAGCAAUCUUAUGAUGUACUUCUCCUGCUUCUAAUGCUGAUGCUGUUAAUUCAAGCUUUCCUCACCACUGGCACUGUUAUAUUGUGUGUUAGCUUCAAAGCAAAAAUGAAAAUAUGUAAUUCACUGUGGGGUAUGCCACAAAUAAACAAACAGGACUACAAAACAACAGAGAUAUCCAAUAACAGCCUGAAGGAUUUUGACAAAGAGAAAGCUUGGAAAGCUGUUGUAGUGCAGAUGGCUCAAUAAUCUGGAUGCAGGAGAUUGAAACAAACAAAUUGUGGGAGUUGACAUAUUCUAACCUUUAAUUUGCAAAUUAACUUUGUAUGCUAAUGCUGUGGUCGCAUUCACAAAGCAACUUACUCCAGAACAGCUCCAUUUACUAUUUCAGAGUGAUUUGAAAAUAGCAGGAGCUAGCCAGAAUUUUAGAGAUAAACAGUUACAUCUUAUUUCAAAAGUAAUCAACUUUUUUCAAUAGAACAUGUGGUUCAUUGUUGUAUUUUAAAGAUUGGAUUUGUAGUAUUUUAUUUCAAUUCACAUUGCUAAUAAGAAAUUAAAACCAUAUGAAUAAUUAAAUGUAAUAGUUAUGUGGUUGGUCUUGAUUAUUGCAACAUACAGUACUAGUAUUCAGUUGAUGAAAAAGUCUAAGCAAGUUUGUAAAAUUCUCAUAUAAUCAUAGAUACUUUUGCCUGUAAAUGUAGGAGUUGUAAAGUUCUUAAAUUCUAUUACUUUUGUAUACAAUAAAGGUUUUUAUUA